UGUGUCAGUCUACUUCGUCGGUUCGUCGCGUUCGGUCGCAGAAAUUGAUUUGCUGCCGCCCUUUUUGCGUGGUCCCGUUUAUUUUCAUUCAAUAAAUAAAAAAUAAAUUUAUUAUUAUUUUUCUCUGACUCCGCGCCGCGACCGCACCGUUGUACGCGCGUGUGUUUGUUCUUGAAAUUCUACUUGUGUGUGCUGCUGCUGCUCUCCUCCGCAAGUGAGGGAGAACACUUUGCUGGGCUGGGAAGAAAAGAAAAAUUUCUUGAAGCGAAAAAAAAAAUCUUCAAGUGAAAACAAGAGAUUCCUGUUACUUCCACAAUAUUUACCUCAUUUUUUUUGUUGUUUUUGAGGAAAAAAAAGUGCUUUAAUUUGUGUUUUUUGAUAUUCGAAGUAGGCGAGCAACACCUUGGCUGAAGAAAAGCAUACAUAAAUCGAACAUCCCAUAAAAGACAAGCCACGACGUGAUCCUGGAUCCAACUGGGAGAGAUCGACGACAACGAAGAACGACGGUUUGCUGCUGCUGAGGAGAAACAACAAAAAUUCAACCUGAACCAGAAGUACAAAUAACGCAACCAGCAAGAUGCCUGUGUUUCACACGAAAACGAUCGAGAGUAUUUUGGAGCCGGUUGCACAACAGGUCUCCCGGCUGGUGAUACUCCACGAGGAGGCGGAAGAUGGCAACGCGAUGCCGGAUCUGUCGCGGCCCGUCCAGGCCGUGUCGCUGGCCGUUACGAACCUGGUCCGGGUGGGCCGCGAGACGAUCCACAACUCGGACGACGACAUCCUGAAGCAGGACAUGCCGUCGGCGUUGGCCCGCGUCGAGAACGCGUCGCAGCUGCUGGAGGAGGCGUCCGGGAUGUUGCGGGUCGAUCCGUUUUCGGGGCCGGCGCGGAAGAAGUUGAUCGAGGGUUCGCGGGGGAUUCUGCAGGGGACGUCGUCGUUGCUGCUGUGCUUUGACGAGAGUGAGGUGAGGAAGAUUAUUCGGGAGUGCAAGCGGGUGCUGGACUACUUGGCCGUUUCGGAGGUCAUCGAUACGAUGGAGGAUUUGGUGCAGUUUUUGAAGGAUUUGAGCCCGUGUUUGAGUAAGGUGUCGCGGGAGGUUGGGGCGCGUGAGAAGGAGUUGACGCACCAGGUGCACAGCGAGAUUCUGGUGCGCUGCUUGGAGCAGGUCAAGAUUCUGGCGCCGAUUCUGAUCUGUUCGAUGAAGGUGUUUAUUCUGAUUGCCGAACAGAGUGGGAAGGGGUCGGACGAGGCGGCGGAGAAUAGGAACUAUUUGGCGUCGCGGAUGAGCGAGGAGAUUCAGGAGAUUAUCCGUGUGCUGCAGUUGACGACUUACGAUGAGGAUCAGAGCGAGUUGGAUAAUUUGACGGUGCUGAAGAAGAUCCACAACGCGAUCAACAACAAGAUGGAGGCGGCGCACGAUUGGUUGAAGAAUCCGUACGCGCUGAGGGGUGGAGUUGGCGAGAAGGCUUUGAGGCAGAUUGUGGACAAUGGGUUGAAGGUUGCGGAUCGUUGUCUACCGCAGGACUCGCACAUUCUGCGCAAGUUGGGUGGAGACAUCACCGCGAUGACGAACACGUUGUGCGAUUUGCGACAGGAAGGCAAGGGAACGACUCCGCACGCGGACAAUAUUGCGCGGGACAUUCGCGACAAGCUGGGCAAUCUCGAGCAGUCCGUACUGAACGCCAUCAUGGGCGUUGACAAGGCUGGACUUCAGCAGACGGCUCACACCGUUCAAGGUCGGCUGGAGCAGGCCUGCCGUUGGCUGCAGAACCCAAGCCAGGACGAUCGUGGACUUGGCCAGCGCGCGAUCGCGUUGAUCGUUGACGAGGGUCGUCGCGUUGCGGAAGGUCUCAGUGGCCACCAAAAGGCCGAGGUUAUGGCGCUUUGUGACGAAGUUGAACAACUCUCGCACGACUUCUCCCAGAUGUGCAACAACGGCCUCGGUCACACUGCCCAAGCUCAGGAGGUCGCCCGUCGUCUCAACGAGAAGCUGCACGGCCUCAAGAAGCAGAUCCAGGACGCGGUUGUUGGCCGCGUCGUCGAAGACUUUAUCGACAUUUCUUCGCCUCUGAAACAGUUUAUGGAGGCCGUCGCUCUGCCCGAAGGCACCCCCAACCGUGAGCAGAACUUCAAUCAAAAGUCGAACCAACUGCAGAGUUUCAGCGAUCGCGCCUCCAAAACCAGUCGCAUGGUCGCCGCCGGCGGUUCCGGAGGAAAUAAAAAGCUCGCCGAAGUCCUGCUCUCCUGCGCUUCCCAAGUGGACAGUCUCACCCCGCAACUGGUCUCCGCCGGUCGCAUCCGCAUGAACUACCCCACAAGCAAAGCCGCCGAAGAGCAUCUGAACAACUUGAAGCAGCAGUACGCGGACACGAUCCUCCGAAUGCGAACCCUCUGCGAUCAGGCCACCGAUCCGUCAGACUUUAUCGAAGCGUCCGAGAAGCAAAUGCAGAAGCACUCGUUCCUGUGCGAUGACGCCAUCAGAACGCGUCAACCGCAAAAGAUGGUCGACAACACCUCCAGCGAGGCACGACUUGCGAACCGCGUUCUGCUCGUGGCCAAACAGGAGGCGGACAAUUCGGAAGACCCUGAGUUUAUUGCCAAAGUCAACGACGCAUCCGACCGCCUUCAAGCGUCCAUUUCUCCAAUGGUCCAAGAAGCCAAAAACGUGUCCACCAACAUCAACGACCCGAUUCAUGCCUCGAACUGGCGCGAAGCCAACAAGCACCUCCUGCAAAACGUGCGCAACAUCCGCAGUGCCAUCAACAACCUCCCCGAGGUCCCCGAAAUGCCCGAUCUCUCCGCUCUCCACCUCAACCAGCAACACGCCGCCCCCGCCCCAGAAACUGCCCCACCACGCCCACCCCUCCCACGCGAAAACAUCCCUCCGGUCCGCCCACCUCCGCCAGAAACCGACGACGAGGACGAACUGUUCCAGGGCAUGCCCAACGCCAACCAACCCAUCCUGAUGGCCGCCCACGGCCUCCACCAGGAGGUCCGCCAGUGGUCCUCCAAGGACAACGAAAUCAUCGCCGCCGCCAAGCGCAUGGCCGUCCUCAUGGCCCGUCUCUCCGAGCUGGUGCGUGCCGACUCCAAGGGCUCCAAGCGCGAGCUGAUCGCCACCGCCAAGAAGAUCGCCGAAGCGUCCGAGGACGUGACGCGGCUGGCCAAGAUUCUGGCCCGCCAGUGCACGGACAAGCGCAUCCGGACGAACCUGCUGCAGGUGUGCGAGCGGAUACCGACCAUCGGGACGCAGCUGAAGAUUCUUUCGACCGUGAAGGCGACCAUGCUGGGCGCGCAGGGCUCGGAGGAGGACCGCGAGGCGACCGACAUGCUGGUGGGAAAUGCCCAGAACCUGAUGCAGAGUGUCAAGGAAACGGUCCGCGCCGCCGAGGGAGCGAGCAUCAAGAUCCGCUCGGACCAGAUCAACCACCGGUUGCGCUGGGUCCGCCGGCAGCCCUGGUACCAGUACUAGAUUCUGUCCGGGGGACGUCAGAGGACGACAGCACACAGCCACACACUUUUCUAAUAAGAAUUUUAUGUUUGUUCCGUACUCCCUAUUCUAACAAAGUCUACACUUCGAGUGUCUACGAAGUAGGCGUGGCCAAUCUAGUACUUCCUUUUUUUCUUCCUCCCACACUCUUCAUGAAUAGUAGUAGUAGAUUUGUAAGAAUGUUAUCACACUGCGUUUUUUUAACUCGUAUUUAUUAAUAUUUAAUUUUACCUUUUUCUAUCCAGAGUAGAGAACGAAGUUUGAUACAAAUUUAACAUAAAAAAGUCACACAAAAAUUUUAAAAUUGCGCGAGUGAACUGGUCAAAAUGAUGAAGCAAUCGAAAGUAAGAAAAAAAAGUGAAACGAAAAGUAUUGAAAAUACAAACAAAUGAAAUUAGGGAAACGUUGCCAAAAAGGAUGCAAAAACAAGGAAAUUGUUUGUUAUAAAUCGUGUAAUGAAAUUUUAUGAAAAGCGCGCGCGUAUUGUUCUAUAUUUAGCAGCAAGUCAAAAAUAGUCUAUUUUUAUCGAUGUUUAUCAACGACUCUAAAAAAAGGUAAAAAACAAAAUAACUCAAAUGACGUAAACGUUGUAAUUUGUACUACUAAAAUGCAAUCGAUUGAACGCAGUGUUACAUUAAUCCGUAAUGUGUAGAGUUUAUAAUGAAACAUUAGUGCAAGUGUUAUUUAGCUAGCGAAAAAGAAGGAGAAGGAAACGAAAAGGCGACGGAUUUUAUUUGGUUCUAACGCGUAGGUGCAAUAAUCUGUUCAAUGCUUCCUAGUUAAAAGUGCAGCAGCAAAACAGCGAGCGAAUGAGAAAGUAACCAAGUAUUCCUAGCAUCUUGAAAAUUUGAUACUGUUUUUUUUGUGUCUAACACAAAUAGUGACGAAAUCGAUUGUAGUAAUAAUCUUAAUAUUAACAUUACGACAUAACUUGUAGGUUAGCAAAAUUUUCAAACUACGCUUUUUCCCAACACAACUACAUCUUUGUCGGCAAUAUUUUUUAAAAUAGAAACCAGCAAAUCCAAUCCACACUAGAGCAGCUACAGAAACUGUGAGUUUUAUAAUGAAACUGAUAAAAAAAAACAAGAAAUCUUACACUUUACAAACUAGACUCUAACAUUUUACCACAUUGUGAAAAGGAAAACCAGCCAAUCAGCAGCAAACAAGUGUUGUAAUAACAAGUGCCUAUUUAUGAUUAUGAUUAUUCAUUGUGAACAGUUUUAUUUUUCAUGUUCGAAAUCUUACGAGGUGGUUUUA
Molecule: messenger RNA, 4747 nt
Organism: Culex pipiens pallens (northern house mosquito)
Lineage: Eukaryota; Metazoa; Arthropoda; Insecta; Diptera; Culicidae
Gene: Vinc
Product: vinculin
Exons: 4
Coding region: 578-3472 (964 amino acids)
Biological process (GO): cell adhesion
Cellular component (GO): actin cytoskeleton
Molecular function (GO): structural molecule activity; actin filament binding
Source: RefSeq, a predicted model, not a curated record